This is a messenger RNA of Arabis nemorensis, 1050 nucleotides long. The record is from the annotation of a GenBank genome assembly. NCBI's taxonomy places the organism in Eukaryota, Viridiplantae, Streptophyta, Magnoliopsida, Brassicales, Brassicaceae.
AUGUCGGACUCUCUUCAUACUGCCCUCGAAGAUGAUGAACCAAUCAACCUUCCAGACAACCCCAAGUUCAAAGUGAUGGACUCUGCUGAACGUAGUUCCUCAACCCAGAUUGUCAGGAUCGUUUUCAGUUCAUCUUCCAACGUGAGGAAGAUCUACUCACGGUUCUCAAAUACCAGCCAUGGUCACACUGCUCUUGGAACGUUGGACUCCAGAUCCCCUCCCCCCAAAGCAAUAUGCAAGGUGGAGGAGAUUGCGUAUGAUCCUAAAUCUUCCCACAAAACAGAGUAUGUUCGUUCUCUCAUCACCUUUGAUAUUGCGAACCCUGCAAGGAACACGAAGACUCUGAAUAUUAAAGGAGAACGACCGGUGGAAAUUGAAUACGAGUAUGAGAAGAUCCACAAGAAAUGUUUCUACUGCCUCCGGCUUACACAAGAAAAAUCAUCUUGUCCUCUGCUUCGUAAACCCCAGUCCUUCUUGAAACUUUUGCAGCAACCGACCAAUGCGGUAGAGCGCUCUAGCCUUGAGGUAGCUGCACUGACGCAGCCGAUUCAGGCCCUUGAGGGGCCACCUGGGUUCCCUCCAAUGUUUCCUCACCUCUCACGUCAGGAUCAACGGAUGGCUCUCCAAUACGUUUCUCAUGCUGAUGAAACGGAAAGGAGAGCUAGAAUUUGCCGGGUCCAACAAUCCAUGGAGGAAACCGUUGGAGACUCCUCUACACAUCUCACAAAAAUAACACAUGAUCUGAACAAAGGCAAGGGCCAUGUUUUUCAAUAUCCAGAGGAUACUACCUAUUGCCUUUUGGGUGAAGCAUUCAUCACCUCUGAUCAUGCAUAUAAAGGCCACCGUGAAGUUGGUGAAGAAGUAUCCUCCACACAGAGUUUAAACUCCUGGCAUCCAAAGGAAUCGACGGUCUUUCAACCAGGUCUUCUUGUAAGAUUCUUGUAUCCGGCAUUCCUAAGGCUGCUAGAGGAGGUCGACGCAGACCGCCUUCAUGGAAACGUAAAUCCAGGCCUCUUGUGCAAGGAUCUGAAGCUCCACAGCCUCUACUGA